This is a messenger RNA of Macroventuria anomochaeta, 860 nucleotides long. RefSeq names its product Arv1-like protein. The annotation marks the transcript as partial. The record is from RefSeq and is a predicted model, not a curated record. Gene Ontology annotation, biological process: regulation of plasma membrane sterol distribution; sterol metabolic process; sphingolipid metabolic process. The transcript is spliced from 3 exons. Lineage: Eukaryota; Fungi; Ascomycota; Dothideomycetes; Pleosporales; Didymellaceae. Gene Ontology annotation, cellular component: cortical endoplasmic reticulum; Golgi apparatus.
CCCACACCACCUCGCUCCACAACCCCACCUCCACACCCGCAGAGCCUCACCCAAUGGCUGCGGCGCUAUGCCCAUCUGCAUAGAGUGCCGCUACCCCGUCAAAACACUGUACACCGAGUACUCGAAAGCCGAUGACCGCGCGCUGGGCAAGGGCGUGCGCUUGACACAAUGUCCGCGCUGCAAGAAGUUCGCCGACAAGUAUGUCGAGCAUGACUUUGUGGUGCUGUUCAUCGACUUGGUCUUGAUCAAACCGCAAGUGUAUCGCCAUUUACUGUUCAACCGGCUCGGUCGCGAUGACGAUAAGUUCGACCGCUCCAUCCUCCGCCUCGGCAUCCUGCUCCUCCUCUUCGACGUCUAUCUAACAUGGGCGCGCAUCGAGAAGCUUCCUCUACCGUCCCACUCACCCUACCACAACCAACUCUCCUCCGCCUCGCCCGAGCAAACCAACGCAGCAAUCCUCCAAGCCCAACCCCUGAUCUUGCAAUACCUCUUCUUCCUCCUCCUCGUCACCCUCUCAACCCUCGCUUUCCACCUCCCCAUCCGCCUCCUCACCUCCCUCAACCCACAUACCCUGCCUUCCGCCCUGCGCCCCACCUUUCAACACUUCAUCCCCCACUACCCACAUCCUACACCAUUGUCGACGGCGUUGCUGGUCAGCUCAUGUACCAAGCUCUUCCCCAUACUGUUGAUUAUUUGGGAUUAUGACCUCCCGAGUAGCGCCACGGCGGUUAGCUGGGCGGUUAUUGUCAAUAAUGUCGCAGCGCUGGAGAUCCUUAUGGAUUGUGGAUAUCUCAGGGCGGGAAUGUUGGUUGGUGUUGGAGCGGGGGCGAGGUGGGUUGUUGCGGGGAGUGUGGUUAGGG